Messenger RNA from Cooperia oncophora, 678 nucleotides. NCBI's taxonomy places the organism in Eukaryota, Metazoa, Nematoda, Chromadorea, Rhabditida, Trichostrongylidae. The record is from the annotation of a GenBank genome assembly.
AUGGAGGAGUUUCCGAAGAAAGUGAUUGAGUACAACAACCUGCUACAGACUCAUCGCUUUUCGUAUGCUCGAUUGCCGGAGAUGAUGCCUGAUCCGGAUUUGAACAUUCCCGUCCCUUGCGUGGCACACUUGAACGAUGUCGAUGGAGAUGCUCCUGUGGCGAAGAAGCGAAAGCUUGCAGAUUUUGAUCCAAGUGCCAAUAAUGGUACUCCCAUAUAUGGCUUUAUCAAUGGCACCGUUCCAUGCAACGCACAUCUUGCUGACCUGAUGGAUCAGAUUCGUCCGCUGCUGCGAGAUGCGGUAGAGAACGUGAACAAGGUCAAGAUGUGGAUCACCCUGCUAAUUCCUCGCAUCGAAGAUGGCAACAACUUUGGUGUAUCAAUUCAGGAGGAAACGCUUAGUGAGGUCCGCAAUGUUGAGAGUGAAGCCGCUUCAUUCCUGGAUCAAAUGAGCCGGUACUUCACAAGCCGUGCAAAGUUACUAACAAAAGUUGCAAAAUAUCCUCAUGUAGAUGACUACAGAAGAGCAAUACUAGACAUGGAUGAAAAACAGUUCAUAAACGUCAGAUUGGUGGUGUUGGAGAUGCGAAAUCACUUUUCUACACUUUACGACAUCAUCACGAAGAACAUCGAAAAGAUCAAAAAGCCUCGAAACAGCAAUAUGGAAAUGCUCUACUAA